AUGACGAAACCCCAAAAAUGUUCCUCUACAUGGUCUGCUAUGUUAGGCUGCAGAAGUGAGAUGAAGGAAGGGUGUUGCUGGGAAGUUGGUAAUGGAGAGAAGAUACAUAUCAAGAAUGACCCUUGGAUUCCGAAACUUCAUAACAGGAGGCCUAUCCCCAAUUUUCUUUCAACAGAGAAGCCUGUUUUAGUUAGUGAACUUAUCCUACAGAACCCUCCAAGGUGGGAUAUAAACAAACUCCAGCUAUGCUUCCAUUCGCAUGAAGUCGAGACUAUAUUGGAUAUCCACUUACCUAACAUCAGCGAAGAAGGGACUGAGGGUAAAUUACUUUGGCUUCACCAUCCUAAUGGGGUCUUUACAGCAAAAUCCUUCAUCAAAACUUUAAAUGAUAGAGCUCCUUCUUAUUCUCAUUAUGGUAAUACUGAACAUAUACCUUGGAAGAAAUUUUGGCAGGUAAAAAUUUUGGCACCCAAUCUUCAAAUAUUUGCUUGGAGAAUUCUUAAUAAUGGUAUUGCAGUUGGUAGCAGGAUGAUGACAUACUGCAAAGAUAUUAAUACAGAGUGCAGGAUGUGUAAUGGUGUUGUUGAAACUUUGGAACACUUGUUCCUAUACUGCCAUGUAUCUCAAGCUGUUCUUUUUGCUUCUCACCUGACUCUCAGAAUUGAUGCAAGCCUAAAUCUUUCAGUUCACCACUAUAUCAAGAGUUGGUUAUUAGAAUGUGGAAACUACUCAAAGUUAAAAAUGGGGAUUUGUCUGUUCUGGAGUAUAUGGAAGACCAGGAAUAACAUAGUCUUCAACAAAGGAAAUGUGCAUAUUCAGAAAAUGCUUCAAGAGGCUUGUUACUGGUUCCACCGUGAUACCAACAUUCAAGACGAUACCACUCUGCCUUCUGAACAAGACUUACUAGACUCUGCCAAGACUGUUUGGUCUCCUCCCACUCAGUCAAAAAUGAAAAUAAAUUUUGAUGGUGCUGCUGGAAUUAGAGGGUUCGCAUGCGCGGCAGUGGAAAGGAACUACAAUUGUGAGUUUAAUGGGUGUCAGACACAAGUAUUCACAUUCAGCACCCCUGUAGAAGCUGAAGCUCAUGGUGCUUUGGUGGGAAUUGAGCUUGCCAUCAGCAAGGCUAUAAGGCACAUUAUCAUUGAAGGUGAUUCACUCACUGUGAUCAAUUCUCUCAGGAAUUUGGGUGAGUUUGGAAGCUGUAGAAGUCUCGAUGCUAAAGCAAGAAGAGAAUUACACAUCAGAUGUUCGAAUAAAGUUCUGUCACCAUCUUCUUGUCAACUAAAAAUCUGUCUAAAAUGGGUUGUUGCUGCAAUGCCGCAACAGCCAACACAGGGGACUUGUGGCCAUUGGUUAAUGUGGUCAUUGAAAGGGGUUGUCACAAAUUUUCGAUGCCCUGGUUCAGUAGUCAUGCUGGGUACAGUGACCUGUGGAUUCAAGCCAAGUUGUGGGUCUAUUUUCCUGCCGAGAAGUUAG
This is a messenger RNA of Papaver somniferum (opium poppy), 1476 nucleotides long. RefSeq lists its product as uncharacterized. Bases 1 to 1476 code for a protein of 491 amino acids. The record is from RefSeq and is a predicted model, not a curated record. The transcript is spliced from 3 exons. NCBI's taxonomy places the organism in Eukaryota, Viridiplantae, Streptophyta, Magnoliopsida, Ranunculales, Papaveraceae. Gene Ontology annotation, molecular function: RNA-DNA hybrid ribonuclease activity; nucleic acid binding.